CGAGAAUACAGUGUAGUCCCACUGCAAGGCGAGCCGAGGUGAACACGGCUGAAGCGAAAUUCAACCGACAACCAAACAGCAUGACCAAGCUUGGGGCGUUGCUGCUGCUUGCGGCGCUGGCGACGUUGGCGAUGGCCACCAACUGCGACGAAUGCGCGCGGUCGGGCAACUGCAGCGCCGCCCACGCAAGCGGGCCCGGGCACCACUGCGGCGGCUACGACAAGCUCGGGCACCGCACCGAGUGCUGCUGCGGCGUGCACCAAGAAUGCGUCGACCCCACGCGGGCGCAGCAGUGCCGCUGCACGACCGUUGUCCGUGUACCGCCAGAGGCCUCGGUACUGGACUUUCUCGCGCAUUGUCUCAUCGUUGCAAUCUCGUCAAUCGUGUUGUUGAACGUCGCCCUCUCGUGCAGGCUUAUGAUCCACACGGUGGAUUGCAUUUUCGCACUGGGUCGACGUAUUCGGUCCUGGUGGACGCAGCGGCGCUCGGCUCCUCGUACGACGCCACGCGCGAAGCGUGCCUCGCGCACAGCUCUGGUCCACGAAGACGACGACAAUGCGCCGUAGUACUAGUUACAUGGAAACAAGGGUCCGCAGGACAUAUCCCGUUUUGAAGCCAACACCACUUUGUCAUUCGACGAUGCGAGUGCGCACACGUCGUCGA
Molecule: messenger RNA, 663 nt
Organism: Saprolegnia diclina VS20
Lineage: Eukaryota; Oomycota; Saprolegniomycetes; Saprolegniales; Saprolegniaceae
Exons: 1
Coding region: 81-566 (161 amino acids)
Source: RefSeq, a predicted model, not a curated record